Messenger RNA from Ananas comosus (pineapple), 1559 nucleotides. RefSeq names its product pre-mRNA cleavage factor Im 25 kDa subunit 2-like. The transcript is spliced from 7 exons. The record is from RefSeq and is a predicted model, not a curated record. NCBI's taxonomy places the organism in Eukaryota, Viridiplantae, Streptophyta, Magnoliopsida, Poales, Bromeliaceae. Gene Ontology annotation, molecular function: mRNA binding. Gene Ontology annotation, cellular component: mRNA cleavage factor complex. Bases 800 to 1402 code for a protein of 200 amino acids.
AAUAGAGGGGAUUACACAGCUAGAAACAGAAGAGGGUGGGGUGCAUGCUCUUGUAUCUAACAUUUAUGCUGGUUCAGGCCAAUGGAAUGAGGCUGAGAGUGCUAGAGAGAAGAUGGAAGAUGGAAAAGUUUGGAAGAGCACUGGAUGUAGUGUUGUUCUUGAGGGAUGCUGAUGCAGCAUUGUAGAUUACUCCCUGCACCAGGUGCCUCUCUACAUCAAUGCGCGGCAAACUCAUCAGUCCAUCCUCCGCAUCUUAUAUUUCAAUUUUUAUCCUAUACGGAGUUAGGUUCUUUUGCCCGUUAGGAAAUUGAACGGUUGGAUUGAAAGUAUAAGAUCAUAACAAAGGUUGAAGGAGACACAUCGCAAACUCAUCAGAUGUACAGUUUCCCGAAGAGUUAACUAAAAAAUAUCAGUUUAUGUCUGCGUUAGGCUCCAUUCGAGAUUGUGGAAAAAUUGCAUUAUAUGCCACGAGAAAGCUGUUUUAUGUCAGAAUGUAAUAUUACACCACUACAUGCUUUGUUCGCAACUUCAUUUUGCCUAAGAGCAUUAGAUAGCCCUUAAUCAAUUUGGACUGGUUCAGGCCUUAACUAUUAGCCGGUCCACUGAAAAACGUCUUGGGCCUCAAUUAGGCCCAUCGAUGACCUGAACAGGGCUUUAGGCCGGGAGAGCUCAUUUUGGGGCCUUCUAUCGGCCGAGUUGGGGCUCCUUCCCCUCCCCGCUCUUCUAUUUCCAAAUUUCCGGAGGUGGGAGAAGGGAGAAGAAGAGACUAGAGAGUGGAGAGGGAGAGAGAGAGAGAGAGAUGGUGGGUUCACCGAUGGUGAACCUGUACCCCCUCGCGAACUACACCUUCGGCACCAAGGAGCCCAAGAUGGAGAAGGACACCUCCGUCUCUGAUCGCCUCGCUCGCAUGAAGGUCAACUACAUGAAAGAGGGGAUGCGAACAAGCGUCGAGGCAAUCUUACUGGUACAGGAGCACAGGCAUCCGCAUCUUCUGCUGCUACAAAUCGGAAAUACGUUUUGUAAACUUCCUGGUGGACGUUUGAAGCCUGGAGAAAAUGAAAUUGAGGGUUUGAAGCGAAAGCUCUGUAGCAAACUUGCGGUCAACUCGCCUUCCUUUUCACCAAAUUGGCAGGUUGGGGAGUGUGUUGCUGUGUGGUGGAGGCCGAACUUUGAAACGGUGAUGUAUCCAUACUGCCCUCCUCACAUCACCAAGCCAAAGGAGUGCAAGAAGCUCUUCAUUGUUCACCUAUCAGAAAGAGAAUAUUUUGCUGUUCCAAGAAACUUGAAGCUGCUUGCUGUUCCAUUAUUUGAACUCUAUGACAAUGUUCAGAGAUAUGGACCCGUUAUCUCUACCAUUCCGCAGCAGUUGUCGAGAUUCCAGUUCAACUUGAUUUGUUCAUGAAGCUGCCUCAGGCUUGGAUUAUGGAUUUACUGCUCAGAAAUGAAACUUAUUAACAGUUAGUUGAUGUACUUUAUCUUAGGGUCAUUUAUCAGUUCAGCCAUAGGUGACAAGAAAAAUGAUUACAUGCAGCAAUUUAUUGAUAUGUUGUAAUUGGUCU